CUUUUCUGGAUUCUUGAAGGCCAUCAAAUAAAAUGUCCUCUCGAAUUCCGCCGCUGCUAGAACCGUACUUGGCUCUCCCUCCUGAAGCAUCUCUUGUCCUCUUGACGAGCGUGUUGGGAGCAAGCACAAACUGGCUUGUUCUGAGAUUUCUCCACAGCGCCUUGUCAGAAGUCUCUUCGGGAGUAAGUCCAGAAGAUGAACCGAAAGUAUUGCUGGUGAGCUUCAUGCUCGAUCUAGCUUUUUGGAGGGAGAAUGCUAGGAGACUAGGUCUUGAUCUUGAUAAGUUAGCUGCGAAGAAGAGAUUUGUCUUCGUGGAUGGCUUGAGUGGGCUGUUUCUUUCCAAGCAGCAGAAAGCAAGUCCAGCAAAAGGUGGGAAUGUAACGCUCAGUAACUCUGGUCUUGAGAGUGUUUCUGAGGCUAUACACAAUGAUGCCAAGACUUUGAGACACAGUCAAGGGACGACUAAAAUUAUGUUGAUUGUGGACCAAUUGGAUCUGUUGUUGGCGGCUGGAGGUGAUGCCGUCAAUGCUGUGGGCCUUGGAGACUUGUUGUUAGGCUUGCGUGAGGAGGUACAUUGCACCAUAGUCUCUCUUUCAGCAGAUCUUCCUCUUGUUUCAAAUCCUCAGACUCCAUUGGAAGCAAAUCACGCUGCUUUCUUGAUAAGCACCGCACACCAAGCAGAUUUCACUAUGAGUCUAAGAUUGCUGGACACUGGAACAGCAAGAGAUGUUAGUGGUGUUGUGAGAGUCACAGUCGGAGAUAGGGCAACGGAAGAAGACGAGGAUAUCCAAAGAAAAAUCGAGGAAAAGGAGCUGUUGUAUUUCGUGGGAGGCGAUGGAGGGGUAAAGGUAUUCGAGAGAGGACAAUGAUGCUGGAACGGAAGGAGUCGAAGUAGCAAGAGUGAUCUUCAAUAUGACUUGAAUUGCAACCGAAAGUACCAUCAAUACAGACUUCGCUCUCCCCAAUGUAGCCCAGUUCCCAUUGCACAAUCGUAUUCUUCCGUUGACCCUUGAUUUCACGUC
Mollisia scopiformis is the source of this 1022-nucleotide messenger RNA. RefSeq lists its product as uncharacterized. Bases 33 to 869 code for a protein of 278 amino acids. Lineage: Eukaryota; Fungi; Ascomycota; Leotiomycetes; Helotiales; Mollisiaceae. The record is from RefSeq and is a predicted model, not a curated record. The transcript is spliced from 3 exons. Gene Ontology annotation, cellular component: elongator holoenzyme complex. Gene Ontology annotation, biological process: tRNA wobble uridine modification.